AUGGCCAAACUUGUGUUGAAUUUCCAUCGUCUUAAUCCGAUGAAAUAUCACAAACCGCCCCUUAUGAUAGUACUCUUUCUUUUCCUCAGUGCCUUAAAUUUUUCCUUCUCACAAACCCCAGAUAUUAAGUGUGUCCUUGAUGUUCAAGACUCUUCAGAGUGGCGCAGCACGAGUUGUGAAGAAGGAAAUUGGGGUGGAUUUAUCAGCAAUUGUUGCGGAGCAGCUUUUGAUGAUUACUUAUACGCCUUGGGGCACAGGGCAAACCGGACGGAGCACAGGGCAUCCCGGACAGUGCAGCUCUUCUUAAACUCGACAGAGCAGACAAACUGCUUAAUUUCAAUGAAGGAUAUUAAAGAUGGUGUUUUGAGUUGUGGAAUUGACAAGCUAACAAGUGGAGCCGGCGGAUGCUCUGACUACACGAAAGUAGAUGUUUUCGACAAUCUGGGGAACACACUGGAAAAUUUAGAUGAAGAUUGUAAGCUUUUGGGCAUGGGAGAAAAGUCCGAGCAGGAUCAGGCUUGUAGUGCAUGUCUCAGAAGGUGGGAAGAGAUUGUGGCAUCGUCGGAAAAUGAGUCGUCGUCGUCAAAACUUGAAGCUGAUAUUUGUGGUUUUGCAGUUUUGGUAACUUUAACAAGCAGGAGGAUUGAUGAUAAGAAUUGGGUUUCAGCACUGUAUGAAUGCCUUGGGGAUCAGAAACUUUCAGAAGAGAAGUUCAAGAAGUACGGGCGUAAACUUGAGAACAGGUAA
Messenger RNA from Pyrus x bretschneideri (Chinese white pear), 747 nucleotides. RefSeq lists its product as uncharacterized. Lineage: Eukaryota; Viridiplantae; Streptophyta; Magnoliopsida; Rosales; Rosaceae. The transcript has 2 exons. The record is from RefSeq and is a predicted model, not a curated record. The coding region runs from base 1 to 747 and encodes 248 amino acids.